AUGUCGAAUAACUUUGCCCAUCUUUUCAGUGCUUUCCAGCAACAGCAACAACAGCAGCAGCAGCAACAACAACAACAGCAGCCGCAGGCUAAUAAUCAGCAAAACGUACCUCAACAAUUCCAACAAGCAAAUGGGAUGUUCCCUGCAGGCGGUCUCAAUAACAUCCAAAAUGGUGGUCAAGCAUUACCGCCAGGCGUCAAUCCUGAUCUUUUAAGAGCUAUGAUGCAGCAAUGGCAGGCAGGACAGGCAACUGCUAUGCAACAGCAACAACAGCAGCAGCAGCACCAACAACAACAGCAGCAGCCGCAGCAACAGCAUCAAGCUCAACAACAGCCUCAUCAGCAGGUGCAACAACAUCAAGCUCCACAACAGAAUUAUAUGGCAAAUUUCAAUCAAGUCUUUAGACCGAACAAUGCUAUGAUGGGAGACAACCAUUCUGGAAACGGGAUGAUGACACCUAAUAUGUUGGGUCAGGCAAACGGCGCACAAGGGAACUUCAAUAAUAUGCAAACAGCUGGAUCGAUAUCUGGAGCUCAAGCUGCAGCUGCGGCAUCUCAGGCAGCAGCUUUAACGAGACAACAGCAGUUGCAGCAACAACCUCAACAGCAGCAGCAGCCUGUACAACAGCCGCAACAGCAAAUGCAACAAAAUGUACGGCCAGGACCGUCGCAUGAAGCGAAUAAGCCCGUUCAAGCACCUGCGAAUCUUCAGCAGGCUUUCGAGAUGGCACGUAAUGGAACGUUAUCUGCUAGUCAGGCAAGCUCAUUGCGCUCGAUUUUGGAGGCACAUCGAACGAAUCCAACGUUGAACCCGCAAAUCGCUGCUGCAUUGAUGCAACAAGUCCAAGGGCAAACAGGUCAACAAGGGCAGCCGCAACAGCCUCAGGCACAACAGCAAGCACAACAAGUACGCCCACCAUUCGCUCAACAGAUGAUGGAACAAGCAAUGCAACAACAAAUUCGUCCUCAACAGCAACCUGGUCAGCAGCCGCAACAAAUGCCGUCAACCUUACAACCGCAACAGCCACAACAACAGCAGCAGCCACAGCAAUCACAGCAACAACAAGCACAACAACCUGGUGUGAAUGUUGCUGCAAGACCUCCAGGAUCUGCUACGCCUGCACAAAUUUUCAAAGCCUUGGAAACACGCAUUGCAGAUCAAGAGGCAAAGUUGGCUUCCGUCACGGAUGCAAAUGAACGUGCAUUACUUGAGAAGCAAGUCAAUGAUGCUAAACGUAUGAGAGAGGCUAUUACUGCUCGAUUUGCAGCUCAGAUUCAAGCUCAACAACAGCAACAAUCUCAGCAGCAACAACAACAACAAGCAAAUCCUCAAGCACAGCAGGCAAGGCCACCGAUGCAGCCGCAGCAACAGCCUACUCCGCAAAUGCAAACCAGACCAUCGCCUCGACCUGGAAAUGCGAAUGCGUUUGGAAGUCCGGCUUUUGCACAGCAAAAGACACCAACGCCUAUGCAGCAACAGCAAUUCGCUACUCUGAAUCAAUCUCCUCAUAUUGGCGGAAAUCCUGCCGGUGCAAUGGGAGGACAGCAACAGAGUAAUCAGCAAGCACAGCCGCAACAGGCCAUCCAACAAGCCCAAGCCCAAGCCCAAGCUGGCCAGGCAAAUGUUCGCCCGCCAGGUAUGCUAGCUAUGAAGCCGGAACAAUUCAUGCGAGCUGUUAGCGAUCAUAUGUCUCAACGAAAUCUACCUUUCCAAAGUUCGCCGGUGGUCAAUAGCCAACGUGUGGACCUGUUCAGAUUCUUUCAAGCUGUUCAAGCACAAGGCGGCAGUGAAGCUGUGACGAGGAAGAAUAUGUGGCCAACGAUUUUAUCACAAUUGGAUCUGGCUGCUGCCAACCAUCCCAAGUACUUCGAAUUGGCUAGAGAACUUGAAAUGACUUUCCGCACGCAACUUGGUCCAUUUGAAGAUUUCUAUCAGAGGGCCGCGCAGUACCAGUAUCAAGUUGCUCAACAACAAGCAGCCAACCGUCAGCAAGCAGCACAACAACAGCAACAGCAAGCGGCUAGCAUGCGACCUCCAAGUACUCCAAAUGCCAUGAUGCAAAAUUUGCAACAACAGCAACAAAAGCAGCAACAGGUACAACCGCAACAGGCACAGCAACAGCAGCAAGUCCAGCAGCCCGGUCAGAUGAAUCAACAGCAAAGACCACGACCACCAAUGCAAGCCGGGUCAGUCACGAUCAAUCUGAAUGGAAGACCUGUCACACUCGGAGCACCUCCGAUUUUACCACCAGAAAAGUUGGCCGAAAUGAAUACGACGCAAGAAAAGUUUGCCGCUGCUUAUCGUCAACAGCAAAUGUUGCAUUUGCAACAGCAGGUAAAGCUUGCCCAACAGCAGCAACAGCCUGGCGGUCAACAGACGCCAAACGGAGCCACCCUUCCACAACAGCAGCAAGCUGCUCAGAAUGCUAUUCCCGGUCAAACUUUCCCGCCAAACUUUGCACAAAACCCACAGAUGAUGCCAAACGGACAGAGUAUGCAACAACCUCUUCAACCUCAACAGCCUCAACAAUCUGUAAAUUUCCCUGGUCAACAGCAACAACAGCAGCAGCAACAGCAACAGCAAUUCAACGUUCAACAGCAACAACAGCUUAAUGCAAUGAAUAAUGUUGCUGGUCGACCUCCUUUCCCUGGUCAACAAGGCGAUCCAACUAAUCAAGCCAGCAUGGCAGCUCAACAGCAAGCAGCCAACGCGCAAGGAGCUUCGCAACAACCUCGAUUCAUUCCUGUUUCUCAGAAGCAGUUAGAAGAAGCACGGGCUGUUAUGGCACGCAUUGAUGAAGAGUUGAGCAGAACAAGACCAAGGUUGACUUUGAACACCACUAUGCCAGAUGCUGAGCGAGAGGAAGUGUUGAGUGAGGUAUCAAAGUUGACAUGGGUCUUGGACACGGUCAAUGCCUUGCUGCCCGUAUUCUAUGCCAUGCAAAAUAAUCUGGAACCUGCUAAAAGGUUGAAGAUUAUGGCGUACAUGUUCCGUGAUCAAUUGGACUUACUACCGAGUAGACAAUGCAUCUUGCGUAAAGCUGAUUUGGACAAGCUGAAAAUGCAAAUGAGCCGUUGCAUUCAUUACGUUCGCACUAGCAAUCCUACAAUUUCCAAUUUCGUUAUCGAAGAAUACAAAAAGGACAAGGAAGGCGAAAGAGUUCGAAUGAUGCAACAGCAGCAGCAACAGCAACAACAACAGCAACAGCAGCACUUGUUAAUGCAACAGCAGCAACUUCAACAGCAACAAAUGCUGAAUGACGUAAAUGUAACCACAGAUGCAUCUGGUCAGCCAACAAUCAAAAGACCUUUGCGUGUUGAGGAUCUCAAACCUCCUCCUCAAAAGAAAGGUAAAGGUGUCAAUGGCAAGACUGGAACAAGUCCCGCUUUGGCUGCUGCAACGGUCAAUACCUCGCCCAAAGCAGGCGCAGCAAACGAAGCAUCGCCCGAAGCCACUUCAACUCCUGCUGCCGCAGGAGCUAAAGGUAAACGAGGAGCAAGUAAUAGCUUGCGCGGUAAGAAGCGUACAUCUGUCAAUAAUCGACCAGAUUCUGGUCAAGCUGCCGUUGAUGCAAAGGCAGGUGCAGCAAAGGGCAAGGCGGGUAAACCUGGUUCUUCCAAUGCUGAUGCUACGCCUGGAUCGAUGGUUGAUGUGAAGAUGGGAUCAAGUCCAGCUGCAGCUGCGCAAACACCUGCCAAAGCAGCCAAUAUUGCUUCUGCUCAAGAUGCCAAUGCAGAACAAGCUUGGGAUGCAAUGGUUAAUGAAAAUGCAAAUGCUAUCAAAGAUCCUGCCGGAUUUGUUGAAUCAGCUUGGCACGAUCUGUUCACGAACGGUAAUCUUGCUGUUUCUCAACCUCAACCUGACAAUUCUACCCCGGCCUUGACUCUACCAAGUGACGGUAAUUCGAUGGAAUCCCUACUGAUGAUGCUUGGACAGACAGACAAUUCCGUUGAUGUCAAUACAAACCCGACAUCGACUGCUUUGGAUGCAACUCAAUCAUCGGAUACACUAAAUGCACUCGAACAAGCAGAUGCUCAAGUUGAUAUAGAUCUACUAGAUUUCAUUGAUGCUGAUGCACUCGGACCUGAUUCUACUGCCGUUGAAGAUCCUCAAACGGAAUUGGAGAAUUUGCUGGCCACCUCUCAUUCCUCUUCUGCCUCUGUUCUUGGAGACACGCCUGAGCUGGUUGAUAGCUCGAGGGCGAGCAGCAGUACUACUUCAAGUAUGAACAAACGCUUACUUCACACCAGCCUCGACAUGUCGUCUUGGAACGACCCAAGUCCUGCCAGUGUUGGUAUUGGGUCCACGCUGACAAACUCCUUCGAGGAAGAUGGCGAUGGAAUCGUUUCCAAGCAAACUAAUGGGACCGCAAGCUCUACCAGCCCUGUGAAUGAUGCACUAUCCAAACUGACUGGAUUGGGUGCAAAUUCUACGGCUGAAACGUCACCUAAUGCAAAAAAGAGAAAGAGCGGCGAUGAAGAGGACUGGUGGGAUAAAUCUUUUGAUGACUUAGGUCAGCAAUUCGACUCAUCUAACGGUCGACCAUGGGCAAUUCUCUCUUGA
This is a messenger RNA of Meira miltonrushii, 4563 nucleotides long. RefSeq lists its product as uncharacterized. Gene Ontology annotation, biological process: regulation of transcription by RNA polymerase II. The coding region runs from base 1 to 4563 and encodes 1520 amino acids. Gene Ontology annotation, cellular component: mediator complex. NCBI's taxonomy places the organism in Eukaryota, Fungi, Basidiomycota, Exobasidiomycetes, Exobasidiales, Brachybasidiaceae. Gene Ontology annotation, molecular function: DNA binding; transcription coregulator activity. The transcript has a single exon. The record is from RefSeq and is a predicted model, not a curated record.